CGUCCAGUCUAUGUUGAUCAUUGACCCAACGCGCGACUACAGUGGGAGUACAGCUCCGAUAGACUUGAAGUUCGCGACCACCUUCAGGCGUCGUACAGGAGCUGCAAGUCUUGCUUGUCGGAGGCGCAUCUGGCGUCUUGUGAUGCUGGCUGUUCCGCGGAUGGGGGUAUGCUGAUGUCGUGCGCCUCCAACUAUCACCCAGGACGUCCUUGUGGCCACCGCAGACGACCAACCAGCGUUCGCCUGGCUCGGCGACACAUUGAGGCUGACGGCGAGUGACGGUAGGCUGACGAGUGCCCCGUGACCAUGACAUAAUCUCCGGAAACAGCAGGAACACCCCGGCCCUUAUAAAUAUGUUGGGCCGAGGGAUUAGGCGCACAUACGCACCUUGCCAGAAACCAUGACUACCUCACUCGACCUCCUCAAGCAGACCGGCACCGUCGUCGUCUCCGACAGCGGUGACUUUGAGUCGAUCGAUGUCUACAAGCCGCAGGAUGCGACGACGAACCCAUCGCUCAUCCUCGCCGCGGCGGGCAAGGAGGGCUACGCGCGCCUGAUCGACGCUGCCGUUGAGUACGGCAAGUCGAAGGGCGGCGACAAGGAGACCCAGGUCAACGCCGCGAUGGACCGCCUGCUCGUCGAAUUCGGAAAGGAGAUCCUGAAGAUUAUCCCUGGUCGCGUCUCGACCGAGGUUGACGCCCGCCUGUCCUUCGACAAGGCCGCCACCAAGGCGAAGGCGAAGGAGCUGAUCGCGCUCUACGAGAGCGUUGGUAUCAAGAAGGAGCGCAUCUUGAUCAAGAUCGCGUCGACUUGGGAGGGCAUCCAGGCCGCGCGCGAGCUCGAGAAGGAGGACGGCAUCCACUGCAACCUCACCCUCCUCUUCGGCUUCGCCCAGGCCGUCGCCUGCGCAGAGGCCGGUGUCACCCUUAUCUCGCCCUUCGUCGGCCGCAUUCUCGACUGGUACAAGAAGAACAAGCCGGGCCCGAGCUACGAGGGCGAGGAGGACCCGGGUGUGCAGUCCGUGCAGAAGAUCUUCAACUACUACAAGCAGCACGGCUACAACACCAUCGUCAUGGGCGCUUCGUUCCGCAACAUUGGCGAGAUCAAGGCCCUCGCGGGUGUUGACUUCUUGACCAUCUCGCCUUCGCUGCUCGAGCAGCUGAAGAACUCUACCGACCCGGUCCCGAAGAAGCUUGACGCCUCCAACGCCAAGUCCGCCGCCCCCAUCCCGAAGGUUUCUUACAUCGACAACGAGCCCGAGUUCCGCUGGGAGCUCCUCCAGGACCAGAUGGCGUUCGACAAGCUCCACGAGGGUAUCAAGAAGUUCGCUGAGGACGGCGAGACCCUCAAGAGCCUCAUCCGCAAGAAGCUCUAAGCGCUCACUGAGCGUUAGGCGCCGAUUGCGACUUUGGGAUGGCUGGACUGCAGUAGAAGUAAUGAAUCUUGUAUACGUAAAAACAACUCGCUAUAGAGGAUCGUGUACCGACAUGUAAUGCAAGGAUUCGGCUCGGCCGAUGCCUUUUGACUUUAUCCUUGCGUACGCUAUGACUGGCAAAUGAGGCGUUUGCCUUUGUGGCUGACGCUGGCGUCGCCUUCAAAGUCUACCUGAG
Molecule: messenger RNA, 1610 nt
Organism: Schizophyllum commune H4-8
Lineage: Eukaryota; Fungi; Basidiomycota; Agaricomycetes; Agaricales; Schizophyllaceae
Product: transaldolase
Exons: 5
Coding region: 401-1375 (324 amino acids)
Biological process (GO): pentose-phosphate shunt; carbohydrate metabolic process; pentose-phosphate shunt, non-oxidative branch
Cellular component (GO): cytoplasm; intracellular anatomical structure
Molecular function (GO): transaldolase activity
Source: RefSeq, a predicted model, not a curated record